Messenger RNA from Stylophora pistillata, 1048 nucleotides. RefSeq names its product EKC/KEOPS complex subunit TP53RK-like. Gene Ontology annotation, molecular function: ATP binding; protein serine/threonine kinase activity. The record is from RefSeq and is a predicted model, not a curated record. Gene Ontology annotation, cellular component: EKC/KEOPS complex; cytosol; nucleus. Gene Ontology annotation, biological process: protein phosphorylation. NCBI's taxonomy places the organism in Eukaryota, Metazoa, Cnidaria, Anthozoa, Scleractinia, Pocilloporidae.
AAGUGAAAUGCCGUGAUGCUAAGAUGGCGACGAAUACAAAUGAAGGUGCAUGAACUUCACGGGCACACGCUGACCGUACGAAGGCUCGUGAACCAUGUCCAAAAUGGCGUCUGCAAUGGAAGGUUGGAGCUUGCUCAAGCAAGGCGCAGAAGCACGUGUGUACAAAACGGAGUUUUACACCAAGAAGGCUAUAGUAAAGGAGAGGUUUUCAAAAUCUUACAGGCAUCCUUCCCUGGACGAAAAGCUCACCCAUCGAAGGACCACGCAAGAAGUGCGAUCAAUGCUUCGCUGUAGGAAAACAGGAAUCUGCACUCCAGUGGUUUAUUAUGUUGAUUACACUACUCAUUGUAUCUACAUGGAAGAAAUCGAAAAUUGCGUGACAGCUAGAGAUCACAUCAACAAGCUUCUGGAUGAUCCUUCUGAAGCAUCUGAGCAAAGUUUACAAAGUUUUGCGGAGAAAAUUGGAUCUACAUUAGCAGUAAUGCACAACGUAGACUGUAUCCAUGGGGAUUUGACCACUUCAAACAUCUUGAUAAAAUCAGGUUUUGAAAAUAUCAUUCUAAUUGAUUUCGGAUUGAGCUUUAUAUCGUCCCUGACGGAAGAUAAGGGUGUUGAUCUUUACGUUUUGGAAAGGGCCUUCCUUAGCACUCAUCCAAACACUGAGCAACUGUUCAAGAUUGUUUUGGAAAGUUAUAAGAGGAAAGCAAGCAAGGCUGCAGAGAUAAUAAAGAAACUGGAUGAAGUGAGGUUGCGUGGAAGGAAGAGGACAAUGGUGGGGUGAACUAUCCAUCUCAAGUUCCACGGUAAUUAACAGAGUUCAGAAAAAAAUACAAAACUCUGGUCAAAGUACAUCUCAUUACUUUUUGACUCAUCAAUAUGAAAACUGUAGGAUUCUUAGCACAACCCUUUCACUCCUAGGACUGUGACCAAACGAAUGAUUAACAUCAACACAAGCCAGUGUCAAAGACAGAAAUCUUGCCUGCAGCGACUCAAGUUCAUUUCAUGACUUUUCACUUUAUUAAAAUUUACGUUAACAGUGCUUCCUUCA